UCCAUCAACUCUUGCUCCUUUUUUUAUUGCAAAAACUCAAGUCCAAUGUUAUUUCUUUUGAAUAUGACACGAUUAAACUCUGCGUGAGUCGGAGUGUUUGCCUUUGUUUAUUUUGUCGUUAGUGUCAAAAUUGUCAACAACACGACAAGCAAGUGUUGUUUGUUUAUUUUUACAAGUUUUGAGUUUUACCCAAUUACGGGUGGAUGUUCUCGCAGCUUUAAUUUUAUUUAUGUACCUCAAACAUGAAUAGAAACAUCUGUAGAGUGUGUCUAAAUGAGGAUCUGUUAAUAGAUAUAUUUAAGAAGUCGGGAAUUCUUAUGAUAUCUUCGAAAAUAAUGUCUCUAGCCAAGAUAAAUAUAUCACCGGAUGACGAAUUACCAAACAUGAUAUGUUUGAAAUGUGUUCAAAAACUAGAUGAAUGUAUAGAAUUUAUUGAUCUUUGUAAAUCAUCUGAUAUUAAAUUAAGAACCCUAUUCCUUGGUAAAGAAUCAAAAUUACUUUUUGAUAACGUAUUGAAUGAUGACGAACCGUCAUCACCAAAAAGUGAAGCAGACAAGAUGUUAUUCAUUGAUGAGAGUGUAGAUCACAGUACUAUAGAGCAAACAAACUUAUUAGAAGACCUGAAGGAAAAAGAAAAAUGGGGGGAAGAUGUUAAGAAUAAUAUAAAGAUAAAUGGCAAAAAGACAAGAAAGCAACAAUGCUUCACUUGUGGAAAAGUUAUGUCCUCAAGAUUUCGUCUAAAGACUCACAUGAGAACUCACACUGGAGAACGACCAUUUUCCUGUCCACAUUGUAACAAAAACUUUUCACUGGCCCAGAAUUUAAAAGUUCACUUAAGAACACACACUGGAGAGAAGCCACUGCAGUGUUCAGUGUGUGGCGAAUCGUUCGCGCAGUCGGCGGGACUAGCGGCCCACCGGCGAAAGCACACGGGACAGAUGCCGUACCACUGUGUGCUGUGUCCUCGCUCAUUCCGAACUGUGGGCCAUUUGCAAUACCAUACUAGACGACACACAGGCGAAAAGAAUUUCGAAUGCGACACUUGUGGCCGUGCUUUUAUAACUCGUAGCGAUUUGAAGCAGCACUUGUUGACGCACACUGGGGCCAGGCCGCAUGUCUGCUGUGUCUGUGGUCUGCGACUAACCCGUGCGUCGCACCUGAAGCGACACAUGCUCCUCACACACAACGGAAAAGAUUACUCUUGUGAUCACUGCCCUUCAAAAUUCACAAGAAAGUCAGAUCUCGCUAGACAUGUGAAAACACAUGACAAAAAAGAAUCUAUUUCAAAUGUUAAUGAGGAUACGCAGUAAAUGUACUUAUGUCGUGGGAUAAGAUUGUAUUUUAAUAAUUAUAAUUAUUCUAGACAAAUUCAAUAUUUUGUAUGUCUUUAUAUUGAUUGAUGUUCUGUGAUAAUGUGUAUAGCAUUAAUAAAUAUUUUAAUAACUUG
Messenger RNA from Trichoplusia ni (cabbage looper), 1447 nucleotides. RefSeq names its product zinc finger protein 470-like. Lineage: Eukaryota; Metazoa; Arthropoda; Insecta; Lepidoptera; Noctuidae. The coding region runs from base 243 to 1310 and encodes 355 amino acids. Gene Ontology annotation, biological process: regulation of transcription by RNA polymerase II. Gene Ontology annotation, molecular function: RNA polymerase II cis-regulatory region sequence-specific DNA binding; zinc ion binding; DNA-binding transcription factor activity. The transcript is spliced from 6 exons. The record is from RefSeq and is a predicted model, not a curated record. Gene Ontology annotation, cellular component: nucleus.